This is a messenger RNA of Vicia villosa (hairy vetch), 2859 nucleotides long. RefSeq names its product mediator of RNA polymerase II transcription subunit 8-like. The record is from RefSeq and is a predicted model, not a curated record. The transcript is spliced from 12 exons. The coding region runs from base 998 to 2620 and encodes 540 amino acids. Gene Ontology annotation, cellular component: mediator complex. NCBI's taxonomy places the organism in Eukaryota, Viridiplantae, Streptophyta, Magnoliopsida, Fabales, Fabaceae.
UUUGAAACACUCUCAAAACUUUCUCUUUUACUUACUGUAAUAGUGUAAAUUGCUUAACCCUUCAAGGUUUAAACCCAAACAAAAGUCGUAUUCCUCCACCGCCACCGCCCAUUCCUCUGUGGUCACCGCCAUAAACGUUUUGGUUGCAGACGCAAUCGUCAACUCAACAUCCAAUUCCCUGGGCUUUCAGAUUCAUGUUAAACAAUACUGAAGAAAAGUAUUUGGCCAUGGUAAAGAAUUGCGUGUUAAGCAUUGAUCUUAGAAUUUGGAAUUUGAACUGGUUUUAAAAAAAAAACUGGUUUUUAGAAAAACCGAUUUAAAACUGGUUUUUAUGAGAAACCGGUUUAAAACUGAACCGAUCCACAUGUAAACUGGUUUUAAAAAAUUAAACCGGUUUUGAUAAAAUAGUUUUAAGAUCCAAACCAAACCAUAUAUAUGGUUUGGUUUGGUUUAGUUAUUGAUCCAUGAACACCCCUAGCUAUUCCAUUUCUUCUCAACAAUAGAAGUAAGAGAUAAAACCCUAGGACGGGUGAAUAAUAGAAUCAGAUGGAGAGAAUUCCAAAGACGGAGGAGAUUUUAUUCAAUCAUUGCCUGCCAAUCAUUGAUGGGAUCACUUCCUUAAGCAGCGUAGCCUUCGUAAUUUCUGUUAGGUAUCUUUCCCCUAAGGUUCACUCUUGUUUCUGCCAUUUUUCGCGCCUAUUGCCUGUCAUCCUCAAUUGGCAAGAGAAUUUGGUCCUCCUUCCGAUUGUGCCACACGAUGCCUUCAUUUCUAAUCAUAACAGACACCCCCACUUUUAUGUUUUGAGAUGAAGAAACUAAAAAGAAGACGCGAUUGACAAAAAGAAACCCAUUUUAACAGUUAGUUAAAACCCUAAAACAACAAAAUUCAGAUUUUUCCUUGAAUGAGAAACAAGUUUGAGUCGCACUGAAUUCAAUUUGCUGGAUAAACUCAAGCUUAGUUGGCCGUUGACCACCAAAAACAGUGAAAAGGAGAAGAAUGGAGGGUGAGUUGGUGCAGCAGCCGCAGCAGCAGCAGGAGAGAUUGAAUCAGGCAGUGCAGCAGCAGCUAAACCUAGAACAAGUAAAGACGCGUGCUAUCAGCCUGUUUAAAGCCAUAUCGAGGAUUUUGGAAGAUUUUGAUGCCUAUGGUCGUACCAACACCACUCCCAAAUGGCAAGAUAUUCUUGGUCAAUAUUCUAUGGUCAACCUCGAGCUCUUCAACAUUGUUGAUGACAUCAAGAAGGUCUCCAAGGCAUUCAUAGUCUAUCCCAAGAAUGUCAAUGCCGAUAAUGCGACAAUACUCCCUGUUAUGCUAUCCACAAAACUACUCCCUGAAAUGGAGACGGAGGACACCUCCAAGAGAGAUCAGUUGCUUCAGGGGAUGCAGAACCUCCCAAUUGCCACUCAAAUUGACAAGUUGAAGGCUAGAAUUGAUAUGAUUGCCGCAGCCUGUGAAGGUGCUGAAAAGGUAUUAGCAGACACUCGUAAAGCUUACUGCUUUGGAACUCGUCAAGGCCCUUCUAUUGCCCCCACUCUCGACAAGGGUCAGGCUGCCAAAAUUCAAGAACAGGAAAAUCUACUCCGAGCCGCCGUCAACGUUGGUGAAGGAUUACGGCUACCUGUAGACCAGAGGCAUAUAACUUCUUCGCUUCCGAUGCAUUUGGCCGAUGCAUUCACUGUCAACGAGACUGCACAACCUUUUCCUGAUGGGUCUAACAAUAAUGUAUAUAUGAAGAAUACCCCACUGUCAUCAAAUAAUAUGGGAGGCCAGAAUACGAUGUUACAGACGACAGGACCACAACUUUUGGGAAGAUCAGCUGCAUCUCCUUCUGCUGCAACAAGUGCCACUUCAUUUGACAAUACAACAGCUUCACCAAUUCCAUAUGCCAAUUCACCGAGGUCUUCUACAAAUAUGAUGAAUACGCCAUCUCCUCAGCAGCAAACCUCACAAAUGCAACAACAACAGCCAACAGCACAGCAACAGCAACAGCAACGGCAGAAACUGAUGCAGCAGUUACCUCAACAGCAGCAACAGCAACUUCUUGCUCAGCAGCAGCAACAGUUCAGGCAAUCUGCAAUGCAAGGAAUGGGGCAGAUGCAAGGGCAACAUCAGAUGCAAUUUUCUCCACAACUUGGGCAUCAGCAAUUUCAAAGUAGGCAGCAGCUUUCGUCGGCGCAUAUGCAGCAUAGCCUUGGUCAAAACCAACUCAAUCAAGGAAAUCAGAUGACUCGUUUAAGCCAGUUUUCCGGUCAUGCUAACAAUGCAUUAUUCAGUGCUGCUCAAACAACACCAAAUACCCAGAUGAUUCCCAACAUUUCAGCCGGUAUAUCUUCACAGUCUCAUCUGCCACGGAUGCAGUACGGAUUAUCCGGAAACAAUCCUCAGCGAAGUCAUCCUUCCCAAAUGUUGAGUGAUCAAAUGUUCAACAUGGGAAGUGGCAACCAGGGCGGUAUGAUGUCCUUACAACAGCAGCAGCAGCAACAACAACACAAUUCACAAGGUUCAUUUGGUGGCAUGGCAUCAAAUGCUCAGAAUCUACAAUCUGGUAUGAUGACACUUCAGAACGCACAACAGAAUCAUCCCAAUUUCUCUCAACAGAGACAACAAAAUCAACAGUGAUAGAACUGGGCAUGGUUGGAUUCGGUAUAGGAUAAAUUAUCAAACCAUGUUGCUCUAAAAACAUGAUUCACAAAAACAGAAGCAAAGUGUUUUGUUGUUGUCUUUGUUCUCUUGGAUUGCCAAACUGUUACGAUUUUUGUAAAAUAGAACUCAACUAGAAAAAUAUAGGAUUCUUUUUGGGAUUCUGAAAAGGAUAGACGAGAUAAGAUUUAUGCAGAUUAGAGUUUCAUCUGUUUUUA